UCGGCGGCGGGGCCCGGGGCGGGCGAUAUAGCCGCUGGGCGGCGGCGCUACUGCGCUGGGGUAGCAGCGUGGCGGGCGGGGGCCGAGACCUAGACUGCCGAGCAGCGGGCACCCGGGAGGCCCAGAGCGAGGCGAACGCCAUGAGCCGCAAAUGCGACGUGGUCGUGGUGGGGGGCGGCAUCUCAGGCCUGGCGGCGGCCAAGCUUCUACAUGACUCUGGCCUGAAUGUGGUUGUUCUGGAAGCCCGGGACCGGGUGGGAGGCAGGACUUACACCAUCAGGAACCAAAAGGUUAAGUACGUGGACCUUGGAGGAUCUUACGUUGGGCCAACUCAGAAUCGUAUCUUAAGAUUAGCCAAGGAGCUAGGAUUGGAGACCUACAAAGUGAAUGAGGUAGAGCGUCUCAUCCACCAUGUAAAGGGCAAAUCAUACCCCUUCAGCGGCCCCUUCCCACCUGUGUGGAACCCAAUUGUGUACCUGGAUCAUAACAACCUCUGGAGGACGAUGGAUGCCAUGGGGCGAGAGAUACCCAGUGACGCCCCGUGGAAGGCACCCCUUGCGGAGGAGUGGGACCACAUGACAAUGAAGGAGCUGCUGGACAAGAUCUGCUGGACAGAAUCUGCCAAGCAGCUGGCCACUCUCUUUGUGAACCUGUGUGUCACUGCAGAGACUCAUGAGGUCUCUGCGCUCUGGUUCCUGUGGUAUGUGAAGCAGUGUGGGGGCACAACCAGGAUCAUCUCCACAACCAAUGGAGGGCAGGAGAGGAAAUUUGUGGGCGGAUCUGGACAAGUGAGUGAGCGAAUAAUGGACCUCCUUGGAGACCAAGUGAAGCUGGAGAGGCCCGUGACGCACAUUGACCAGACUGGAGAAAAUGUCCUUGUGGAGACCCUCAACCAUGAGGUGUAUGAGGCUAAGUAUGUGAUUAGCGCUGUUCCUCCUAUUCUGGGCAUGAAGAUUCAUUUCGAUCCCCCCCUGCCAAUGAUGAGAAACCAGCUGAUCACUCGUGUGCCUUUGGGUUCAGUCAUCAAGUGUAUGGUUUAUUAUAAGGAGCCCUUCUGGAGGAAGAAAGAUUACUGUGGAACCAUGAUUAUUGAAGGAGAGGAGGCUCCAAUUGCCUACACGUUGGAUGAUACCAAACCUGAUGGCAGCUAUGCCGCCAUAAUGGGAUUUAUCCUUGCCCACAAAGCCAGAAAACUGGCACGUCUUACCAAAGAGGAAAGGAUGAAGAAACUGUGUGAGCUCUAUGCGAAAGUUCUGGGCUCCCAAGAAGCUUUGCAACCCGUGCACUAUGAAGAGAAGAACUGGUGUGAGGAACAGUACUCCGGGGGCUGCUAUACCACCUAUUUCCCCCCUGGGAUCAUGACUCAAUAUGGAAGGGUUCUGCGACAGCCUGUGGGCAAGAUUUAUUUCGCUGGCACUGAGACAGCCACGCACUGGAGUGGUUACAUGGAGGGGGCCGUGGAGGCUGGGGAGAGAGCAGCCCGGGAGAUCCUGCAUGCCAUGGGGAAGAUCCCUGAGGAUGUCUGGCAGUCAGAACCAGAGUCACUGGACGUCCCUGCGCAGCCCAUCACCACGACCUUCUUGGAGAGACAUUUGCCCUCCGUGCCAGGCCUGCUGAGGCUCAUUGGGUUGACCGCCAUCUUUUCAGCAACCGCCCUUGGCUUCCUGGCCCACAAAAGGGGUCUACUGGUGCGGGUCUAACCAGUGUGUGGGUUGGGGGCAGGGGUUGUAAUGAGGUUCCAAAAAGAUGUAAAGACUGUAGAAUGACGUGGGGAGCGUGAAGAUAAGUCAGACUUCUGACCAUAAGAAACACGGUAUGUCCAUUUCCAGUUGACCCCUGCAUAUAGUCCCUUACCUGGCUUCAUGCUCUUUCUUGCCCAUUUCCAAGUUUACUGCGCUCAGAAUCUUUCUAGUAGUUAAACAGGCUUCUUAAAAUCCUCACUGUGCCACGAUGCACCUUGCCCAUGCACAAAAAACUAGUUUUUUCCCCAUCUCUGUGGCUUUGUGCUGGUCCUUUCUCUUAGGUGUAACAUCCUUUUUGUCCAAAUUCUCUGCACUUGUCCUUCGAAUCCUGUAUUGUUAUAGCUGGGCCUUAGAGAAUAUCUAGUCUUCACUUUCUUUUGUAGUGUUGAUCAAGCCAAGGCCAGGAGAGUUGGAACUUAAAUCGCCCAAGUUUCACAAUAAGCCACCUGUAUCUAGGGGACUAGAACACAAGUCCAUUGCUUCUCCCAUCCCCCCCAGGGUGUAUGCCCCAGUCACCCUCUUCCACUCCCUGCCAUGGUCAUCGAUGGUGUCCCUUUGUGUGGGUUUAUGCCAUACUAAGUUGUUAGGUGCUCCUCAGUGCUACUCAGUAUACAUCUUUAAAGUAUUACUGUCUUGUGCAGUGUGUCUUCAGCUGAUUUCAGUUUCUUUGAGGAUAGGAAUCUUGCUUUUUCUUCCUUUUGUAUCCUCCCAUUAUGUCUGGAUACAAAGUUCAGUAUGUAUUUGUGCAAUUAAAAUAAACUCGAUUGACCAGA
Molecule: messenger RNA, 2515 nt
Organism: Lutra lutra (Eurasian river otter)
Lineage: Eukaryota; Metazoa; Chordata; Mammalia; Carnivora; Mustelidae
Gene: MAOB
Product: monoamine oxidase B
Molecular function (GO): oxidoreductase activity
Source: RefSeq, a predicted model, not a curated record